GGAUGUUAUGAGUCUUUCACGGGAGAUGCUGGCUUCUGCCUCUCUGAAUCAAUACCGUUCAUUUACACUCGCAGGAAAUGAUAAGGCAAAUGUCAAAAAACGGGCCCACGGGCUCCUCUGUCAGUUCAAAACUGUUGUAAUGAGAUCAAUACAUAGCCGGUAGUAUAGGCUGGGGUGUCAUUUUGUAGCCUGGUGUGUGGAACCUCCAGACUUUUAAUUAAUAUGAAGUUGCUUGGCUGCCAGGAUCCUGUCAAUGGGGAUUUCAUUGAGUAUAGCUCUAAAUAAUUCAAUUUAAAGCUCGUUGAAGUAUAGCUUCUUUUGAUAUGUGAUGAAAUGUGUGAAAUGCUCUUUUUUUUUUUAAAUUUAAGAUGAAUACAAUAAGAAAGAAAGUACUGGAUUUGAAUCAAAAGUCUGUAUAAAAAAAAAAGCUACAGGGAGUUGAUUUAUAUAAUGAUCAGUGAUGAUAAUAAGCGUGAUAACAUAGUGAGAAAAACAGAGCUCACACAAACACAAACAUCUCCACCCAUUCAGGACAGCAGGAGCUAAGAAGUUGGAUGUCAGCUACUGUCUCCAUUUACUUCUCCAUUUUGCGGCUAUAAAAUAAGAUCAUUUCACAGGGCAUGUAUAAUUCACAGACCUGAGCCAGCCAUGUGUGAUGAUGGGACACACACACACACACACACACACACACACACACGCAGACAGAGUUUUUACAGGCUUAGGGAACCACAUCUCAUUCUCACGUGAAGCUUUUAGAGACGGGGCUGCUCAGACUUCAGCAAGAAACCCCAGGAGAGCACAGCCAUGAUGGACUGAAAUAUCAAGGUUAAAUAACAUUUACACAUAAUCCAUACUGUCAAUGCCAAAUCAGCAUAGUGCUGCAACAUUAUAUAAGCCAUACUGACAAGUUAGGGAACUGAGAGCUUCCCCGGCAUAUACUUAUAUAACAGCUUUCAUGCAGGGAAGAUGGAUGAUGACUUUUUCAAAUCCAGUUGUUUUUGGAAACAAAAGCAAACCAGAGCAUUGGGCUGUUCAGUUUUUUGAACUAAGAAAACUGCAGCAUUAUAUAAGCUGUAUGCACAGUGUGAGACCUGCCACCACACAAAUCCGGGUUUAUUCUGACCGUGGCGGAUAAGUUUUUCCUGUCAUGCCAGCCAUUUUGGAGGACUAGACAAAAAACAAAUAAAUAAAUAAAAAAAAUGGGAUGACAUGCCCAUCAGGGAUUCCUGAAGAUGAAAAGGUCAUUUUGUUCCUCUGCCAGUGAGCUGUAAUGGGAUGUUUCACUGGUCAAUAUGGAUGUUGCACUUUGGAAAAAUCCUGUAUUUCAGCUCAUGCUAAGUCGGUUUCUUGAAACAAAUACUGGGACAGUGGAUUGUAGGAAUUCAAAGAGAGGAGGAUAGGGUGGUGGGGGACAAAUGUUCUGUUGCCUCUUUCUCUACCCCUCCUCCUCCUCAUCCUCUUCUCCACCCUCUCUACCUUCACUCCAUCUCUCACCCGCCCCAGACGUGCUGGUUUGGUCCAUUUGUCUGUGUUGUCUUGGGAGGAAGUGCCAUCUCAUCUCACAUUGCGCAAAUGGUUUCAAUGCAUGCUAGUGUGAAUUCUAGCGGGUUUUUGUAACUGCCAAUUUCCAUAUCAAAGUGUCUGCAUUUCAAUAGGGAGAACUUGAGCUACCAGCCCCCUUCCUCUAAGCAGUUUUGUUCUGAUAGAGUGUUGCUGCUGCUGCUUCUGGUGGUGGUGGCGACUGACAAGGAUUGCUGGACACUGCAGUUGGUUUUGUGUGCUUGUGUGCGAGUGUGUGUGUGUGCGUGUGGUGCAAGUGUUAGUGUUGGAAACAGAUUUAGUGUGGAUUGGGAGAAUUUGUUGGCCAUAAUGUCACACCAAAAGGCAUGUAUUUAGUGGAAUUUUUUUGGACGCCAUUCAGAAACGUGGUCAUGUUAAAAAGAUUUCGUCUGUUACAGUAUUUUCCGCAGUAUUUCUCCACGCACUCCAGCAUGAAACAUCAACAAAGGUCUGUUUUAUUUUCAAGGAGAAAGAGACUUUGUCCGUGGCGAGAGGAAACAAAAAAAAGCAAAAAUGACUUCUGUUUACACAUUUCGACUGGUAUUUUGGCCACAGCCGUCCACCUGUAAAAUGCUCUGAAAAGAAAGUGCCUUCAGGUGCUUUCUUGCCAAAUAAAUGGUGAAAUUCCACAUUCAGGAAGUGUAGAUGUAAAGACGCAGAUCAUUCAAGCUUUGUGAGAGACACUGAAUACCUAGUGGUGUCUGAUUGUUUUUCUGUCGCAGAGAUAACAUUUAUUCCCCAUUCUGUGCAGCUGUUGUUUGUCAGUGCAAGAAAGCAGAAAGACACUGUUUAUUUUGAUGGAUUUUUUUCUUCCCUUCUUUGUCUUGUGAACGUGGCUUAAUGUUCUGUGCAAUUUUAGGUAAGUUAGUAGAGCAAAACACUGAUUUUCACCGAGCACGAAGAGUAGCAAAAAAAUGUGCUUUCUUGCUUUUGCGCACGGCCUUAUUUUGGAUCAGCACAGGUUAAUAGUGGACGAAAGUGCAGCCUGUGAGAUGUUAUUACGCAGAAACAGGGAAUGUAAAUGCCAUUGGCAGCGCAGUAGGGGUCAGUGGCCCCUUCAUGGUCAUCCCGCUUCUGAGUAAUAACAUGGGCCAACUGCUCUCCAACCUGCCGAAGAAGAGCGCUUGCUUCCUCCUCUCCUUCUUUUGUUCGGACAAAGUAACCAAAAAAAAAAAAACCUUUGAGAAUAAAGUGAGAGUGGGAGUUUUGAACCCAGAGAACAGGAAGGAGGAGGGGGGAGGACUUCACCUGCCAUCUUCAGUCAUUGUGGGCGGGUUUGACAGCUGUCUUGUUCAAUUCCUUUGACACGCUCUCUGUGAAAAGUUGGACAAACAAAUGGACAGAGAGAGGAGAAAGAGGGAGUGAUGCAUUAUAAAGGUAGAUGAGGCAGCCCCGAUUGUACUGGUCUUACAGGAGAACGAGUCUUUACAUCAGACACGGCUAAUCAGCUCGUGAUGUUGAGUGCAUUUUGUGCCAAAUCUUUUUUUUUUUUCCUGUUGACUUUACUUUCUUUUCCUGUUAGUCAUUUUCCUGCAAUGACUCCUGACAAAAGCCUAGAGAACAGGGCACUUUGCAUUGUGUUUGUGUAGGAGGAGAGGGCAGGAGUGAUAACAACAGUGUUGGCAGUAAGUUUGUUGAGUCAAGAAAAAGCUGAGUGGGAACCAUGCUGUGGUGUGCUGAGCUGAGCCUAGUUGUUCAAAUUAUUAAAAGGCUGCUGAAGAGGAGAGGUACAUGCAUUCUGCUCUGUUGAGGCUGCUGUCGGUGGUGAAACUGGAAUUAUUCCUCCUUCUCAGAUGGAUUUCUUCCUGGAUGAGAAGAUGACUGGUGAUGCUUCUCUGAGAACUACUGAUCGUUGACAUCGCUCCAGCUUUCUGCUCUCUCGCUGCAAAGCGCCAAACACUUAUUAUUAGCCACCAGUCCGCUGGAUCAUUUACAUACAACACACAAUGGCCUCUGCACUGUGGAGGUGUCCAGUGUUUCGCUGCCUCUUGCUCCUUGUCUUUUGCUUUCACUCUUCAAAAGGGUUCAGCCGUGCGGCCUUGCCUUUUGGGCUGGUCAGGAGAGAGCUCUCAUGCGAAGGAUAUGCAAUUGAUCUCCGCUGCCCGGGAAGUGAUGUCAUUAUGAUCGAGACAGCCAACUACGGCCGGACUGAUGACAAGAUCUGUGACGCUGACCCUUUCCAGAUGGAGAACGUCAACUGCUACCUCCCCGAUGCCUACAAGAUUAUAUCACAAAGGUGCAACAACCGUACGCAGUGUGUGGUUGUCACUGGCUCUGAUGUCUUUCCUGAUCCAUGCCCUGGCACCUACAAGUACUUAGAGGUCCAGUAUGAGUGUGUUCCCUAUAUUUUCAUUUGUCCCGGGACUCUGAAGGGUGUAGGAGAUGCCACCUUCCUCUAUGAGGCAGAGCAGCAAGCGGGGUCAUGGUGCAAAGACCCGCUGCAAGCCGGUGACAAAGUCUUCUUCAUGCCCUGGACGCCGUACCGCACUGAUACCCUCAUUGAAUACGCCUCUCUGGAGGACUUCAAAAAUGGUCGCCAGACGACGACCUAUAAACUGCCCCACCGCGUUGACGGAACAGGCUUCGUAGCCUAUGAUGGUGCUAUUUUCUUUAACAAGGAACGCACUCGCAACAUUGUUAAGUUUGACCUGCGCACUCGCAUCAAAAGCGGUGAGGCUAUUGUUAAUAAUGCCAAUUAUCAUGACACCUCACCUUACCGCUGGGGUGGCAAGACAGACAUUGACUUGGCAGUAGAUGAGAGGGGUUUAUGGGUAAUCUACGCCACAGAGCAGAACAAUGGGCGCAUUGUGGUGAGCCAGCUCAACCCGUAUACUCUCCGCUUUGAGGCCACAUGGGAGACAGCUUACGACAAGCGCUCUGCCUCCAACGCCUUCAUGGUAUGCGGCGUGCUACAUGUGGUGCGCUCAACCUAUGAAGAGAACGAGAGCGAGGCUAGCAGGAGCCAAAUCGACUACAUCUAUAACACCAAACUGAGCCAGGGCGAGUACACUGACAUCGUCUUCCCAAACCAGUAUCAAUACAUCACCGCUGUGGAUUACAACCCCAGGGACAACCAACUGUAUGUGUGGAAUAACUUUUACGUCCUGCGGUACGACCUGGACUUCGGGCCACCAGAUCCUGCUGAAGUGCCAACCAUCGAAGAUUUCUCCGUCUCACCGUCCAUGCCUAAGACAACCUCAGUUGUCACCACCACCACGGCGUCCACUGUGAAGGGGCACGCUGACACCACUUUAGCAGGAGCAGAUCCAAGAGAUGGGAGGGACCCAUUUGAGGACAAUCGUGGCUCAGGUACAGCGGAGCCCACAGUCCCUGAGCUUCCACCAACACCGAGACGUUUCUGUGAGGCGACGAGGAGGCGAACCAUCGACUGGCCUCAGACCCACACUGGCAGCACUGUGGAGAGGCCCUGCCCUAAAGGGACCAGAGGCACUGCCUCCUUCCUCUGCACUGUGGCAGGGACCUGGUGCUCCAAAGGGCCAGACCUCAGCAACUGCACCUCACACUGGGUGACCCAAGUGGCACAAAAGAUUCGAAGUGGCGAAAAUGCCGCUAAUUUAGCCAAUGAGCUGGCACGCCACACACAGGGCCCCGUGUUUGCUGGAGACGUCAGCUCCUCGGUGCGCCUGAUGGAGCAGCUUGUGGAUAUCCUGGAUGCUCAGUUGCAGGAGCUCAGACCGAGUGAGAAAGACUCAGCUGGACGCAGUUUCAACAAGCUUCAAAAAAGAGAGAAGACAUGCAGGGCGUACAUGAAGGCAAUUGUGGACACUGUUGACAACCUCCUGAGGCCCGAAGCUCUGAAAUCCUGGAAAGACAUGAAUUCCACAGAACAAAGUCACGCUGCCACAAUGCUACUGGAUACACUGGAGGAAGGGGCGUUUGUCCUCGCAGAAAACCUGAUCGAGCCUGCAAUUGUCAAAGUGCCUGCAGAAAAUAUCAUGUUGGAUGUCUAUGUGUUAAGCACCGACGGUCAGGUGCAAGACUUCCGGUUUCCUCAGACGAGCAAGGGCGGAGCGUCCCUUCAGCUUUCCUCCAACACGGUCAAAGUCAACAGCAAAAAUGGUGUGGCAAAGCUGGUAUUUGUGCUGUACAAACACCUGGGUCAGUUCCUCAGCAUGGAGAACGCCACACUGAGGGGAAUGGGGGACCUGAACAAACGUAACCUCUCCCUCACUGUCAACUCGCACAUCCUGUCAGCUUCUAUAACCAAGGAGUCCAGCCGUGUGUUUGUGGCUGACCCCGUGAUCUUCACACUGGAGCACCUGGAUAAGGAGAACUACUACAAUCCCAACUGUUCCUUCUGGAAUUACUCAGAGCGCAGCAUGAUGGGAUACUGGUCCACUCAGGGUUGUAAACUGCUGGAAACCAACAAGAGCCACACCACUUGCUCCUGCAGUCACUUGACCAACUUCGCCAUCCUCAUGGCUCAUCGGGGAAAUGUGGGGGAUGGGAGCGUCCACGAGCUUCUUCUAACCGUCAUCACACGGAUGGGUAUCGCCGUGUCUCUCGUCUGCCUCGCCAUCAGCCUCUUCACCUUCUGCUUCUUUAGAGGUCUGCAAAGUGACCGCAACACCAUCCACAAAAACCUCUGCCUCAACCUUUUCAUCGGCGAGCUCGUCUACCUUGUGGGCAUCAACAUGACCGAACCAAAGCUGGUGUGCUCCAUCAUCGCCGGCAUUCUCCACUUCUGCUUCCUGGCUGCGUUCGCCUGGAUGUGUCUGGAAGGCGUGCAGCUGUACCUCAUGCUGGUUGAGGUGUUUGAGAGCGAGUUCUCGCGCAGGAAGUACUACUACAUCUCGGGGUACCUCAUCCCGGCUAUGGUGGUGGGCAUCUCGGCAGCCAUCGACUACAGAAGCUACGGCACACAGCGAGCAUGCUGGCUGAGGGCUGAUAAUCAUUUCAUCUGGACGUUCAUCGUACCUGUGACCUUCAUAAUUGUGGUCAAUGUCAUCUUCCUGGUGGUGACGAUGUUCAAGAUGGUGAAGCACUCCACCUCCAUGAAACCCGACUCAUCCAGGCUCGGGGGUAUCAGGUCAUGGGUGUUGGGAGCAUUCGCCCUUCUUUGUCUGCUGGGGCUCACUUGGUCGUUUGGCUUGUUCUUCCUCAACGAAUCAUCCAUUGUGAUGGCUUACCUCUUUACCAUCUUCAACACUCUGCAAGGGAUGUUCAUCUUCAUCUUCCACUGCCUCCUCCAGAAAAAGGUGCGCAAAGAGUACAGCAAGUGUUUCCGUCAGUCCCAGUGCUGCGGCGCAUUGCCGCCUGAGGGCCCCCACAGUUCGGCCAAGGCAGCCACAUCUCGAUCCACUGCCCGCUACUCAUCCGCAACACAGAGCCGCAUCAGGAGGAUGUGGAACGACACGGUGAGGAAGCAGUCGGAGUCCUCCUUCAUCUCGGGAGACAUAAACAGCACCUCCACACUCAACCAGGGGAUGACCGGCAACUACCUCCUAACUAACCCUCUCCUCCGAACCCACGACACUAACCCUUAUAACAACCUGCUGGCAGAAACUGUGGUGUGCAACACCCCCUCUCCACCGGCCUUUCACUCCCCAGGACAGCACUCUCUGAGCAACAGCAGGGACAUCAGCGCCAUGGACACCCUCCCCCUCAAUGGCAAUUUCAACAACAGCUACUCCCUGCGAGAUGACGACUAUGAGGCCGUGGGCGUUAGAGCCACGGGUGAGCUGGGGGGCCUCAACCUAGACGAUGUCGCCUUCGAGAAAAUGAUCAUAUCUGAGAUUGUCCACAACAACCUGAGGCCCCGCGGAGCCCCCAAAGUUCGCGACGCCCAGAGGGAUCGGGACAGAGCUCUGCCUUCCCAGACCAGAGUGACAGUGGACCGAGGCGGGGGUGGGAGUGGCAGCGAGGAUGAUGCUAUCGUGGCGGAUCACGCCGAAGCCUCCUCCCCUCAGAGAGGAAGUGGAAGAGGAGGUCACGCCACCCUGGAGCUGCUCCUGCACCCCCACCACAAAGAGGUGCUGGAGGCCCCCCUCCUGCCCCAGAGGACUCACUCCCUGCUCUACAGUGCCCAGAAGGCCCCAAGGCGCCUGGAGGGGCAGGACGGCCAUGGCUCUGAGACUGUUACUGCAGUGGAAGACAUGGACUCCCAUUCACCCAACAAUAAUAGAGACUCCCUUUACACCAGCAUGCCAAACUUGAGAGACUCACCCUCUCCCUCAGCUUCGCCAUACCCCCCGGAGGAGGAGGAGGAGCUCUCCCCCUCACCUCAAAGCGAAGGUGAGGAUGCAUAUCAUAAAAGCAUGCCCGAGCUCGGUGAUGCGCCGCAGCCCAUGUCCUACUACCACAUAAACCGAGGCACCAGCGACGGGUGCAUUAUCCCGCCCAACAAUGAAGACUGCGCACAGGAGGGAGAGGUGCCCAGCGAUGGACAAAUGCAGCUCAUUACCAGCCUCUGAGCGGAUUGUCUUUGUUUGCACAGGUUUUAACAGAUGGGAUUUUUCAGUUGAUGUCAAGAGAGUCGACAAGUCUGACUCCGACUCCACAUGCCCUUCCUGUUAAGACAGGAAGUGAAAUGUUGUUGGGUGGGGAAAGAAAUGAAGAAAUGACUUUUGCACACAGAUCUCAUUAACACACAAAACACAUCCAUCCGAGGCCAGACAAAUGUGGACUGUGAAAGCUCGGCUGUUGGACUAAAGAGGUGCAGAGGAUAACACACAGGCCACUGUGUUGGAGAUAAAUCUGGCAUUUCAGUCGUUCUGUACUGUCGAAGAAUAAGGGAUAAAAAAAAAAAAUACUCCCAAGAAAAGAACUAUGAAGCUCCUGUCAUAUUCCUGGGGGAGUUUGCAGAACCAGGGUUUUUUAGUCAUGAAGUACAGAACUAGAACCAGUGUGGCUCCACUACACAGUCAGGACUGUAAAGUUAAGAAACCACUAAUUCAGACUCAGGCCUUAUAUUUUCUCUACUGCACAUUUAACUGUUGUCAAAGUAACAGCUAAAGAAAAUAUAUUUUGCUGUACCACUAGUGUAAAAAGCCAAAAAAAAAAAAAGAAAGAAUAAAAAAAAAGAAAAGAAACGACAACCAUUCAGUAGUUAUGCCCUUUCAAUGUUAAUAAGAUUAUUCAGACAAGGUUAAUCAAAAUGGUGGAAAUGUGCUUUUUCCUCUCACACUUGACUCAUUGUAGAAUGUUUGACUAUGAAAAAAAAAAAAAGUUUUGAGAGAUAUCAGUCCAUCUGAACUCAUGCUCACGUCUCUGCUUGUGAAGUGCUUUUGCUUUCAUGAAUGAUGAGUUUUUGCCAGUAGUAUAUUUGUUAACACCAGGCCAUGCACAGAUUUGGAGUGAAUUGGAAACUUGUGUAAUUUAUUUUUCUUGAAAGAAAUUGUCAGGUUUAUGGACUUAUGUUUGUGUCAAUGCAAUAGUGCAGUUUUUGCUGACCUUGUUUCAUCCUUUGACACUAAUUAAUUUAUUAACUGAGCUAUUCAGAAAAAAAAAGGAUAAAAAAACAACAUGGUUGGAACGUAUGAAAAGUUGUUGCAGCACUGAUUAGGUUCAUUUUAUUUCUUUUGUAAGAGCCCAUCAUCAGCUGAUAUUUAAUUCAACUCCUGUUUGAUAUCAAAUAAAUGUGAAAUUUUUUCUUGUUCGC
Messenger RNA from Scatophagus argus, 9181 nucleotides. RefSeq names its product adhesion G protein-coupled receptor L2-like. The transcript has 22 exons. Lineage: Eukaryota; Metazoa; Chordata; Actinopteri; Scatophagidae. The record is from RefSeq and is a predicted model, not a curated record. The coding region runs from base 3507 to 7994 and encodes 1495 amino acids. Gene Ontology annotation, cellular component: neuron projection; membrane. Gene Ontology annotation, molecular function: carbohydrate binding; G protein-coupled receptor activity. Gene Ontology annotation, biological process: adenylate cyclase-activating G protein-coupled receptor signaling pathway; cell surface receptor signaling pathway; brain development.